Mesocricetus auratus (golden hamster) is the source of this 10002-nucleotide messenger RNA. It is a transcript of the gene Nfasc, whose product is annotated as neurofascin. Gene Ontology annotation, biological process: cell-cell adhesion; brain development. Gene Ontology annotation, molecular function: cell-cell adhesion mediator activity. The record is from RefSeq and is a predicted model, not a curated record. NCBI's taxonomy places the organism in Eukaryota, Metazoa, Chordata, Mammalia, Rodentia, Cricetidae.
AGUCUCUGCCCUAAUGCGGCGACUGGCAGCGAGAGGCGCUGCAGGGGACGUGGGGGAAGUGGCGGCGCCGGCGGCGGACAUCUGGGACUGCGCCCAGGGCUGGAGCCGGAGCUCCUGGAGGUUGAUUGACUUAUGUGCACUUUGGGAGCCUGGAGUUUUCUUGCCCUCUGCAGACUGGAGCAGAGCCUCCGCUGGGGUUGCAAAAAGCAGGCCGAAUGAGGCAGAGAAGCUGAGCACUGUCUGGAAAGCCCACGCAGAGCGGCACGAGGCGUCGAGAGCCCGUGGGCUGGGCAGCUGGGAGCAAGGCCCGGUGCUGAGGAUGGACCGGCAGCAGGCGCCACCCUGGGUCCACAUAGCCCUCAUCCUCUCCCUCCUCAGCCUCGGAGGAGCUAUUGAGAUUCCGAUGGAUCUGACCCAGCCCCCAACUAUCACCAAGCAGUCAGUAAAGGACCACAUCGUGGACCCCCGUGAUAACAUCCUGAUUGAAUGUGAAGCUAAAGGGAACCCCGCCCCCAGCUUUCACUGGACUCGAAACAGCAGAUUCUUCAACAUUGCCAAGGACCCGCGGGUGUCCAUGAGGAGGAGGUCUGGGACCUUGGUGAUUGACUUCCGAAGCGGUGGCCGGCCUGAGGAAUACGAAGGGGAAUACCAGUGCUUCGCCAGAAACAAAUUUGGCACUGCGCUCAGCAACCGGAUCCGCCUGCAGGUGUCCAAAUCUCCCCUGUGGCCCAAGGAAAACCUAGACCCCGUCGUGGUUCAAGAGGGCGCCCCCUUGACACUGCAGUGCAACCCCCCGCCUGGCCUCCCAUCCCCAGUCAUCUUCUGGAUGAGCAGCUCCAUGGAGCCCAUCAGUCAGGACAAGCGUGUCUCCCAGGGUCAUAAUGGGGACCUGUACUUCUCCAACGUCAUGCUGCAGGACAUGCAGACAGACUACAGCUGCAAUGCACGCUUCCACUUCACCCACACCAUCCAGCAGAAGAACCCGUUCACCCUCAAGGUCCUUACCAACAAUCCCUAUAAUGACUCGUCCUUAAGAAACCACCCUGACAUAUACAGUGCCCGAGGAGUUGCUGAGAGAACGCCUAGCUUCAUGUAUCCUCAGGGCACCUCGAGCAGUCAGAUGGUACUUCGUGGCAUGGACCUGCUGCUGGAGUGCAUUGCCUCUGGAGUCCCAACACCAGACAUUGCAUGGUACAAGAAAGGUGGGGACCUCCCAUCUGACAAGACCAAGUUUGAGAACUUUAACAAGGCUCUGCGUAUCACCAAUGUCUCUGAAGAAGACUCUGGGGAAUAUUUCUGUCUGGCCUCCAACAAGAUGGGCAGCAUCCGGCACACGAUCUCGGUGAGAGUAAAGGCUGCUCCAUACUGGCUGGACGAACCCAAAAACCUGAUCCUGGCUCCUGGUGAAGACGGGAGGCUGGUAUGCCGAGCCAAUGGGAACCCAAAGCCAACUGUCCAGUGGAUGGUGAAUGGGGAGCCUUUGCAAUCGGCACCACCCAACCCCAACCGUGAGGUGGCUGGAGACACUAUCAUCUUCCGGGACACUCAGAUCAGCAGCAGGGCAGUGUACCAGUGCAACACAUCCAAUGAGCAUGGCUACCUGCUGGCCAAUGCCUUCGUCAGUGUGUUGGAUGUGCCCCCUCGGAUGCUGUCUCCCCGGAACCAGCUCAUCAGGGUGAUCCUUUACAAUCGGACGCGGCUGGACUGUCCAUUCUUCGGCUCUCCCAUUCCAACACUCCGAUGGUUUAAGAAUGGACAAGGAAGCAACCUGGAUGGUGGUAACUACCACGUCUACGAAAACGGCAGCCUGGAAAUCAAGAUGAUCCGCAAAGAGGACCAAGGCAUCUACACAUGUGUGGCCACCAACAUCCUGGGCAAAGCUGAAAACCAAGUCCGCCUAGAGGUCAAAGACCCCACCAGGAUCUACAGGAUGCCUGAGGACCAGGUGGUGAAGAGAGGAACCACAGUGCAGCUGGAGUGUCGCGUGAAGCAUGACCCCUCCUUGAAGCUCACCGUCUCCUGGCUGAAGGACGAUGAGCCCCUGUACAUUGGAAACAGGAUGAAGAAGGAAGAUGACUCCCUGACCAUCUUUGGCGUGGCAGAGCGGGACCAAGGCAGUUACACGUGCAUGGCCAGCACCGAGCUGGACCAAGACCUGGCCAAGGCCUCCCUCACUGUUCUAGCUGAUCAGGCCACUCCAACUAACCGCUUGGCUGCCCUGCCCAAAGGACGGCCAGACCGACCCAGGGACCUGGAACUCACUGACCUGGCUGAGAGGAGUGUGAGGCUGACCUGGAUCCCAGGGGAUGAUAACAACAGCCCCAUCACAGACUACGUCAUCCAGUUUGAAGAGGACCAGUUCCAACCCGGGGUCUGGCAUGACCACUCCAAGUUCCCAGGCAGCGUCAACUCAGCCGUGCUCCAUCUGUCCCCAUAUGUCAACUACCAGUUCCGAGUCAUCGCUGUCAAUGAGGUUGGGAGCAGCCACCCCAGCCUUCCGUCUGAGCGGUACAGAACCAGUGGCGCCCCCCCUGAGUCCAACCCCAGUGAUGUGAAGGGAGAAGGGACAAGAAAGAACAACAUGGAGAUCACGUGGACGCCCAUGAAUGCCACCUCUGCCUUUGGUCCCAACCUGCGCUACAUUGUCAAGUGGCGACGGAGGGAGACCCGAGAAACUUGGAACAAUGUCACAGUGUGGGGCUCUCGCUACGUGGUGGGGCAGACCCCUGUCUACGUACCCUAUGAGAUCCGAGUCCAGGCUGAAAAUGACUUUGGGAAGGGUCCCGAGCCUGACACCAUCAUUGGGUAUUCAGGAGAAGAUUAUCCCAGAGCUGCACCCACUGAAGUUAAAAUCCGAGUCAUGAACAGCACGGCCAUCAGCCUUCAGUGGAACCGGGUCUACUCUGACACGGUCCAAGGCCAGCUCAGAGAGUAUCGAGCUUACUACUGGAGGGAAAGCAGUUUGUUGAAGAACCUGUGGGUGUCUCAGAAGAGACAGCAGGCCAGCUUCCCUGGUGACCGCCCGCGGGGUGUGGUGGCUCGCCUGUUCCCCUACAGUAACUACAAGCUGGAGAUGGUUGUGGUCAAUGGGAGAGGUGAUGGACCUCGCAGCGAAACCAAGGAAUUCACCACCCCGGAAGGAGUACCCAGUGCCCCCAGGCGUUUCAGAGUCCGACAGCCCAACCUGGAGACCAUCAACCUGGAGUGGGAUCACCCGGAGCACCCUAAUGGAAUCCUGAUUGGAUACACUCUCAAAUACGUGGCCUUUAACGGAACCAAACUGGGAAAGCAGAUGGUGGAAAACUUCUCUCCCAAUCAGACUAAGUUCUCGGUGCAGAGAGCAGACCCUGUGUCGCGGUACCGCUUCUCCCUCAGUGCCAGGACGCAGGUGGGCUCUGGAGAGGCAGCCACAGAGGAGUCGCCAGCACCUCCAAAUGAAGCUACUCCAACUGCAGCUCCUCCCACGUUGCCCCCGACAACUGUGGGUACCACAGACCUUGUGAGCAGUACUGAUGCUCCUGCCCUUGCUGCCACCAGUGAAGCCACAACAAUCCCCAUCAUCCCAACUGUCGUACCUACCACCAUCGCCACCACCGUCGCCACAACUACUACAACCACUGCCGCCACCACCACCACCACCACCACCACUACCACCACGGAGAGUCCUCACACUACCACCAUUGGGACUAAGAUCCACGAAACCGCCCCCGACGAGCAGUCCAUUUGGAACGUCACGGUGCUCCCCAACAGUAAAUGGGCCAACAUCACCUGGAAGCACAAUUUCAGGCCUGGAACUGACUUUGUGGUUGAGUACAUCGACAGCAACCAUACGAAAAAAACUAUCCCUGUUAAGGCCCAGGCCCAGCCUAUACAGCUGACAGACCUCUAUCCCGGGAUGACGUACACGUUGCGGGUGUAUUCCCGGGACAACGAGGGCAUCAGCAGUACCAUCAUCACCUUUAUGACCAGUACAGCUUACACCAAUAACCAGGCAGACAUCGCCACCCAGGGCUGGUUCAUCGGGCUCAUGUGCGCCAUCGCCCUUCUGGUGCUGAUCCUGCUCAUCGUUUGCUUCAUCAAGAGGAGUCGCGGCGGCAAGUACCCAGUGCGAGAAAAGAAGGACGUCCCCCUGGGCCCUGAAGACCCCAAAGAAGAAGAUGGCUCAUUUGACUACAGUGAUGAGGACAACAAGCCCCUGCAGGGCAGCCAGACAUCCCUGGAUGGCACCAUCAAGCAGCAGGAGAGUGACGACAGCCUAGUGGAUUACGGUGAAGGUGGCGAGGGCCAGUUCAACGAAGAUGGCUCCUUUAUCGGCCAGUACACAGUCAAAAAGGACAAGGAGGAAACAGAGGGCAAUGAGAGCUCAGAGGCCACAUCACCUGUCAAUGCCAUCUAUUCUCUGGCCUGAUGGAGCGCCCCAGGCACAGCACUGCUUUGCAAGUAGGAGGGGAGAAGGGGAGAUAAGGCAACUGCAGACCUACCACAAAGCCACAGCCACCUUCAGGGACAAGGGCACAACAUGGGGGUCUGCCAAGCUGUGAGGACCGGAGGCAACCCAGCUAUCCACAACCCCCUCCCAGUGAUGCCCCAACUCCCUUGGGUGUCACUAGACGGGAAAGCUAAAGCUAUGCUCAUUGGAGGGAGCCCUAGUUUCCUGCCCCAUGUCAUGGCCACCCUGAGCGGUCCACCACAAUGGCCACCCUUGAUCUCGGCACACACUCAUCCAUUUCCAUUGCUUACAAUCUUCUCCGUCUUUUUUUUUUUUUUUUUUUUUUUGCUUUGUACAUCUUCUCCUGCCAACCCAUUGUCUCCAUUUUCUUUCACUUUUGAAAAAAAAUGCCCCUGGAAAAAGAAUAAGUGGGCUCUCCCCCAGGAAACAAAAAGAUGGGCAAAAAGGAUUGAUCCAUAACACGACGUGCAGAAAAGCUGUAGUAUUCAAGCUGCCACUGGGCCAGUGUGUUUCCGAAGGAUGCCUUUUGCCAUAUGCCUCCCCCACCCCCACCCCCCACCCAUCUGCCUCGGCCUUGUCCAUGCUGAGCUGGGCUUGGCUCCUUUCUGGAAAAUGACAGUGUUUUUAUUUUUUUGGCAGGGAAAGGGUGGGCAGGACUCCUUGCCACGUUCUGGUUUGGUUGGGAGUGGGGUUUACCUCUUGCUCCUCGUUCUAACUCUGCCCCUGCUGCCAGAGAGUCUGAGAGUGAGCUGCACAGAAGAUGAGAAUGAAGAAUGGGUACUGACGAGAAGGACUCUGGAGACUGAGCCCCAUGCAGAAACAAGUGAGAAUUGUUUCUGGGUAACGGAGCAACCCUCUGGAGGAAAGAGAAAGAGAGAGAGCUGGGAUUGGACUUCUUUUGUCUCUGGCAGUGAAACCAGAGUGGAGGAGAGAGGGCCACAGCUGCCCACCAGUCAGGGUCUACGCUGCUACGCUCUGAGUGUUGGGUCCCUGUGAUACAAGAGCAUGACUGGUGUAUCUGGGGGAAAUGAUACUGCUCCCCCUCCCAUCCUCUCCUUGCUCAAUUGUGUCUGACAUUGACUUGUGUUUGACAUGGUAUAUGAAUGGGGACCUGCUGCCCCCAGACUGAGCCUAUCUGUCCUUUCAUUAGGGUACACGUACAUAUCAGGGGACCAUGAGGUGCACCGUACUGGCAGUGCUGUGAUGCCCCUGCCUGGAAGGACCCAAAGCUCUUCGUAUGCCUUAUGCAGCUCUCAUCUAACCCCGCAGUUCGCAGAUCCCUACCCCUACUCUGCAAGCCUCGAUGCCUCCAGUGAUGUAUGUCCCGGGACCAGGGCAGCCUAUGCAAGUGUCCCCUUGGGACCAGAAGCAGCCACUCCACACAUGGCCCUUACUCACCCCCACUCCACCCACUCCCGCCACUGCCCUAACGGAGACACUUGCAGGCUUGCGGUUCUCAGCCUGAAGGUGCUGCCUUCAUCCCUCACCUAAUCCACUUCUGAAACCAAAGGUACCUUGCCUCAGCGACACAGAGAUGAGAGAUCUUGAGCCAGAGGGGCACCCUGUAGCUGUGUCUGCAGUCUGAGGCAGUUGUGGGAGGGCAAGGUCAACCGCUGCGAAUGGAUCGCCUGCCAUUGGCAUGGUCUCCAGCUUGAGCUACUAGUCAGGGGCCUAGGCAGGACCAGGGCUGUGCCCUUCAGAGACUUUCCAAAAGCAUCAUUUGCCAUAUGUUUAAGCCGCAGAGGUAUUAACAAUGCUUGCAUCACUCGAUAAGCAUCCGGUUGAAGGUCAAGCCCAUAGGCACACACUCUGUGCAGGUAAGAAACCAUAUCCCAGAGAUGAACCAAUAAUGUUUGAACCCGAGAGCGCUGGCCCAACCCAUGGCCGGCACUGCUGCCUGGAGGCCCAAGGGAUGGCUCUCUGGUAAAAGGGGACAGGGUAAACAGCAGAAGGCCAGGGAUGGGGGUGUGCUCAGGGUCCCCUUCCCUGGCUCUAGUCUAGCACUUCUUGAAUGCAGCUGAGCAUGACUGCAGCAUAGGUCACCUUUCCAGGAGGGAAGGUUGAGGAAAUGUGCCUGUUAGCUGAAGUGAAUGAUCACCCUUUCCAGAAAACUCUUUGGAUCUGAGCAGAGUGGCCAGUUUCUCAGACCUCAUUCAUAGGUCACCAUCAGCUAGUGAACUUACUGCACCAACAACAGGCUUUUAGAGGAAGGGAUUCUUAGAUGUCACCAUAGCUAUCUCCCUGCCACAGACAGCCUGGAGAAGGCUGCUUUGGUCUUCAGGGUCUGGGGGGAGACGUGAACCCUUAGGCUGUCUUUGUGCCUCAUUCUAAGUUGUGUCACUCAGCACCAUCCUCCUCUGUAUAUAGGGAAGGUUAGGAACCCUUCUCUCCAGCUGUUGUUUCGUGGGAACUGAUAACUGCCCCAAUCGCCACUGAUCACAGCUCUCCCCGCAGGGACACAUCUGGGCUGGAGAACCAGCACCUGGUCUGGCAGGUGCCCCCAGACCAGGCACAGCGGUGUGAUGUUGCAAGGUGGAGGAGGCAGCUUCUUCUAGGGAGGGGAGAGGCCACUUUCCACACAGCCUGCCAGAGUGUAGCCCAACUCAGCAGGAGAGCAGUAUUGCCCCUCCCUGCACCUGGAUCUCAAGCAGCCGUCCCAAAGCAAUGCUAGUAUUUCAUCUUUCUGGUGGGGACAGGAAAAGGGUGUGGGUCACCUUGCAGCGAUUCUGGGUGUUUAUCAAAUGCUUCUUGAGUCUGGGCCAAGGCUUGAGCCCUAAUACCAUGUUAACGAGUGAGGUCAGAUGUGGCCCCUGCCUGCACAGGGCUGAUAUUACUGGAAAUGAGCAGAUGAGUUACAGGGACACGGUGACCAUUCAGUUGGAAGCAUGGUGCCCUUGUUUGCUUAGAGGCUUCCAAGGGGGAACUUGGUCCAUUGGGCCCAGCAGAUUGGGCAGAACAUGGCAGUCUAGAUGGGCAGGGUUCAUCAGCCAGUGCUGUGCUUCUGUAGGGUGUCUGCCUCCCCCAUUUAGCCCCUCUUUGAAUAUUCCUGUGCAGAGGGAAAUUAGAUGUGCAGGUCUGGAUCAGCUGCCCCCCACCCUGCCUAGGGUAUGGUAAACAGGACUCAUGGUCUCUGCUUGUGGACACUAGAGGGAAACCCAGACUGGCUCCUGCCCUUGACUAUUUCCUCUGCCCCCAGAGGUCUGGCUAGGAAUGAUCACUGGGCCUAGAGUCAGCCAGUGACUCGGCUCACCUCACAAAGGGAAUAAGAGGGCAUGUUCCCGAUUUCCCUGAACACAGUCAGCAUUGAGAAGGGAAUAGAAACAUCCAUGGGUAUUUGUAGAGUUUCUGGACAACCUCCCCACCCACCACACACCUGUGCAUACACACACGCACACAGCAGAUCCGUGUCCUAUUGCAGAGCAGCGCUUCCAGUAGGGAACAGUCUGGAUCGUGACAUCAUCUUGCAGGAUGUGAGUCCAUAUCUGGUUCACAGGAGAUGAGUUACUAAGACCUGGGGGAGGGGGGCACUUUGGGAAGGGAUGGAGGGGGAGGGGGGACUUUGAGAGGGAAGAGGUUCUCCGGAGUGGGCCUUAUUUUGUGAUUCCUGUGGACAGAGUGUAGAGAAGAUAUCUGAAGGAGAGACAAACAGACCUCCACGUUUCCUGCCUCCCUUUCCUUGGGAGCCUCUGGUUAAGCCAGGCUGUCCAAGAGCCUCCCCAGCAUGAGGAGGAAAGCAAGGUUUUUUUUGUUUGUUUGGUUUUUUUUUUUUUUUUGCUAUUUAUGAGGCUGUUUCAUUGUCCCUCUACAGAGGUGAAACAUCCUGGUCCCUCCAUGGUCUAGGACUGAGGCCAAGACUCACUUCUCAGUGGGAGGGUGGCCGGUCUCUCGGAUGCCACCCCAGAGCCCAUCCCUCACUUCUUUCAUAUUGUGGUGGGGUGUCCUCCAACCAAGUCCAACAAGCCUCCGUCCAGUGCAAGCCAGUGACCAGGAUUAGGUCCACCCAGAUAGGCCACGGGGCUCCCUUUUUACCGAAGCAGAAGUCCUCAUGUGAUUUCACCAGAUAGCUUAGGAAUUCUAUGUAGGCUGUCCCCAAGUCAAAACAAGAAGUCUCGAGCCAGCCACAGAGACUGCGGAGUGUCAGGAGCUUCAGUGCCCUGGGGGACACAGGUGGGCUGGGCAGAGCUUCCGGUCAACUCCGUGGCCAAAUGCCUUUUAAUACUAAUGUGCUGAUAACAGCAGCUGCUGCCAUGAGAAAGGAGAUGGAGAUGAAGCAGGUCCAAGGGUUUCCCCAUGUGAAGGAACCUCGGAGCUGAUCUAAUUGAAAUGACUCAUUGUACAGACAGGGAAAUGACGGUGCAGGGAGGAAAGCUGGUCAGUCAGGGUACUAUUAGGACUUGAACUUGGGCCUUCUGACUCCGUGUCCAGCACUCCUUCACCCCACCACAGCUGCCUCAGCAGGUGUUGCUCCUCACCCCUCCACGUCUCUCUACCAUCACAUUCAUGCCCCCAGACCCUCCAGGUGAACAACAAAAAGGCUUCUCCUGAGGCCGAGACCGGACAGUCUGUGAUAGCCCAUGGCUAACUGGGCCAGGGAGUUACAGACAGCCCAAGACCAGGGGUGGAAUGAUGAGCUCAUAGGUGUUUGUUACUGUGGCCUCAGAAUGGUGUCUCUUGCUUCAUCACACACCAGGGCUCCAGCAUGCUGUAUUCCUCAGAAGUGAAGGCAGGGAGAGGGCGUCCGUCCAUUCUGCCCUUGACCACAGAGUCUGCAGGUGCUGAGGGGUAGCGGGGCCCAGGCAAGUUUACCACCCUGGGAUCUGCCAAGCUGGAGUUCAGCAGAUGUAAAGACUUCCAUGAAGCAAUAAACACAAAAGUCUGGGAGUAGAUAUCCAGAAUUUUGUGCACUCCUGUUUGUAUUUUUUUUUCAAAAUUGUUGCAGAUCAGAUGACCCUGAUCUGCUUGCUCCUCUGAGUCUCAGAUGUGAUGUCCUCAGUCAGUGUUUCCCCUCUGCCCGGCUUCCCAGCUCUUUGCCAACUUCUUCUGAGCUAAUUACCAGUCACCUGUCACAUGCCGCUAUCUGUCCUGGUUCCCCCACCACCACCUCAACCAUGCUGGAUCCUGGAGGCCCUCUUCCCCUGCCCGCAACCGCAUACACAUCUCUCCCUUCCAACAUGGUUUUCCCUGUGUCUCCAUCCGGCCCCACGUUCCUACGCACACGAGUUGGUCUAAUCGUUUCCCCAUUGGUUACACAUUUAACUCUCCAUGGCAGGCUCAUGUCAAUCCCUCUCACAUCAUGUUCCUCCCUUCUUGUGAGUUAUUUGUCAUUAACCAACUUUGUCAGCGACAGAUGUGUAUCUGAGGGUGUCAUGCACGACCUUCAGCAGGGACUUCUGGGCCAUGGAGGACUGUCUAAUACAUGGACUUAUAAACUGACUGCAUGAGCAAUGAAAAGGCCAAAUUAUUCAGAUUUUUUUUGGAAUCACUGAAAAAAAAAACCUGAUUUCUUUUGUAUAGAGAACACUAAACGUAUAAUAAAAGUUGUUCAAAAUGGG